ACGAACGAACGAACGAACGGACGAAAAGAUGGCCUACUCAAAACUCUUAAUAGUUUUGUUGUUGAGUCUCAUCGUCGGCAUAGCAGUUGCAAAACCAGGAUAUCUCGGCUAUAGAUUUGGUGGAUUUGGAUACCCAUUUGGCGGCUAUGGUUAUGGCUACAGAUAUCCAUUCUACGGAUAUGGUCAUGGUUAUGGAUAUUAUGGUUAUCCAUAUUAUGGCUUUGGUCACGGUUUUGGUCAUUAUGGGUAUUAUAUAUGAUCAUUGAACCAAUGACAAAUAAUUUCUCUUAAGAAUAAUAUCAAUAAGAAAGUUA
Messenger RNA from Polistes dominula (European paper wasp), 314 nucleotides. RefSeq names its product keratin-associated protein 19-2. The record is from RefSeq and is a predicted model, not a curated record. Lineage: Eukaryota; Metazoa; Arthropoda; Insecta; Hymenoptera; Vespidae.